UCCCGCUUAAGGAGGAAGAGGUUUCGGUUGGAGCAUGAUGGCCGCCUGCGAGGCGGUGGCAGCAUCAGCGACUCUGGCUACAGCGACAGAAAGGGCCGAAGAGGCGGCGAAAGCAGCCACCACGGGGACGGCCGCAUCAGCGGCGGCCUCAGCCAAGGCCGCGGUACCGUCUGCUGGAGGCACGACGGUGAAGGAAGCAGCGGCAGCCGUGACCGAGACGGCAGCGGCUGUGACCACCACAACGGCCGCGAUGGGAGGUGCGGGAGCCGCCCGAUCUGCAGCGGCCGCCAAACUGCUGUCCCUGAGCGGCGUGUUCGCCGUGUACAAGCCCAAGGGCCCCACGUCGGCCGAGCUACUGAACCAGCUGAAGGAGAAGCUCCUGGCAGGUAGCGCAGCCGGGGCUCGGGCGAGGCGAGGCGAGGCGGCGGCAGCAAAGUAUAUUGCUACUGGAGAAUUGGGGAAAGCUACUGAUACACUGGAUUCAACAGGGAAAAUUACAGAAGAAAAACCUUACGAUCAGAUAAAGCAAGAAGAUAUUGAAGGUAUUCUCCAGAAAUUCACAGGAAAUAUAAUGCAAGUACCCCCUCUCUAUUCUGCUUUAAAGAAAGAUGGACAGAGACUUUCAACUUUGAUGAAGAAAGGUGAAGUAGUAGAGGCAAAACCUGCCAGACCAGUCACAGUUUAUAGCCUCUCCCUUCAAAAAUUCCAGCCACCUUUAUUUACAUUAGAUGUUGAAUGCGGAGGAGGUUUUUAUAUCAGAAGCUUGGUCAGUGACAUUGGCAAAGAACUUUCUUCCUGUGCCACUGUGCAAGAACUGACCCGAACUAAACAGGGACCAUUUACACUAGAGGAGCAUGCCCUUCGAGAAGACAAAUGGACAAUUGAUGGAAUAGCACAAUCCUUAGAGCACUGCAUGCCUCUUCUCUCAGUAGAACCUUCUGUUAAAAAAUUAAAAACUGAAGAUUCUAAAGUACAAGCUGUGAGCUCUGAAGAUAAAACAAGUCAGGUUAAGGAAAAAGAUGGAGUGAUUGGAACAUCUUAAGAUUGGACUGGGAUUGUUAUGUUUUCCUAGUUGAAUUUAUAUUCUUUUGUGUGCAAAAAUGACAAGCUGCAUUGUGAAAAAAAAGAAAGAAAGAAUUUUCUCUCUGCAUGGAGAAAAAGUCCAUAACUUCUUAUUUCUACAACAUGCUAUUCAUCUGAUACAUUGUAUUAUAAAUGGGUUUGUCAGUACUCUGAAUUCUUUGCUGUAUUCUAAAGGAACUUUUAGAAUGUUUUUGUGUU
Molecule: messenger RNA, 1281 nt
Organism: Gracilinanus agilis (Agile Gracile Mouse Opossum)
Lineage: Eukaryota; Metazoa; Chordata; Mammalia; Didelphimorphia; Didelphidae
Gene: TRUB1
Product: TruB pseudouridine synthase family member 1
Exons: 6
Coding region: 35-1042 (335 amino acids)
Biological process (GO): mRNA pseudouridine synthesis; tRNA modification
Cellular component (GO): mitochondrion
Molecular function (GO): RNA binding; pseudouridine synthase activity
Source: RefSeq, a predicted model, not a curated record